ACCCACCCUCUCCCCAUACACGCCCCCUCCAUCGGAGACAUAGCGCUUGUGCGUGUCUGUGUGUUCUGUCUCGCCCUUCUUUACUUGCCCCUGCCCUACUACCUACCUACUUACCUAUCUAUAUGCGUACGCGACAACGCACGUAUCACCUCGAGCAAGAUUCUCGCUGCGGCGGCGAGGAGAUCCGAACCAAGCCACGAGGACGGAGCCCAGCCACCGCGGUACCAGCAUGGUCAUCGGUCCCCAUCUCCAUCUCCAAUAACCAUAGCCCGACCGCCGCCGCUCCGUUUGCACUGCCUGAGAUGACAGGUGACCCAGACCGGCCCCCGACUCGUGCGUCUUCUUCCUCUCAGCAGCCGCAGCCGCAGAUGCAGCCGCAGUUGCAGUCGCAGUUGCAGUCGCGGUCGCAGUCCCAGUCGCAGCCGCUGCCCCCGUCCCAGAAACGGCGGCGGGCUUCCUCCUCUUCCGAGGGCAACGCCUCGGUUGCCUCCUCCCUUCACUCGGCCAUGGAGCGCAGGGUAAGCCAAGGGACCAUCGCCUCCGACGACGCACCAUUGCUGGCAUACCAACAACAACAACAACAACAACAACAACAACAACAACAACAACAGCAGCAGCAGCAACAACAUCCAGAUCGAGAUAGAGGUGAUAGAGGUCGCCCCUCGGCAGCAUCUGUAGGCUCGGACAACUCCGUAGAGGGAAGAGAAAGGGAAGAAGAAGCCGCCGGCGCAAGGAAACGGACGGCUUCGGGUCAGAAGUACGAGGAGGCUGUUGGUCGUCCGCGUGCGCCCGCCCAUCUCACCUUGGACGCAUCCUCUUCUGCCACUGCGUCGUCGCCGCCGGGCUAUGAAGGUGCAAGAGAGUUUAUUUGUCUCUGUACUCCUGCCCCCAAGGUUCCCAGGCCGCGUAACGCUUUCAUUCUCUACAGACAACACCACCAAGCCCAGAUCACAGCCCAGAAUCCCGGGCUCUCCAACCCUGAUAUUUCGAAGAUCAUAGGAGAACAGUGGCGCGUGGAGCCGGAAGAGGUCAAGGAGAGCUGGAAGAGGCUGGCCGAGGAGGAGAAGCAGCGGCAUCAGCGCCAGUAUCCCGACUACCGCUACCAACCUCGCCGCGGCCAACGCCCGGGAAGCCGACCAAGCUCCGCAUCAGGGGAGGAUCCCGGCCGGUGUAGCAAGUGCGGCGGUCGAUUCAUCGCCAUGCCGAGGACUCCUUCGACGCCGCUCCUGACGCCGACGGCAGCGCGAUUCUCCAGCAUGCAGCAACAGCAACAUCAGCAGCAACAGCAGCAGCAGCACGAGCAGCAGCAGCACUAUGGCGUGGGCGAGUCGCCUCGUCACGCCCUUCCGCCCGGGAAACCGGCCUACCCACCUUACCCCCACGGGAACUUGCGGGAUAUCGAAGAAGAAUACGAAUCUGCCAUGUCACCGUCAGAAAUCAAGCGGCGCCGGUACAAUCCAGGCACGCCGAACCGCCCCUACUAUUAUUCGGUACCUCCCUCCCCGAGCCUGUAUCAUCAUCAUCAGGGUCAGCUCCCUUCUCGGCAUCACCAUCCUCACUACCCUCACCACCCUCAUCACGUUCAUCACCCUUACGCGAGGCAGGCGAGACAGACCUCCAUGGGCGGCAUAGCCCCACCGACAGCAGUGCCAGGUCCCGGCUCAGGCUACGGAGCGGGCCCACUGCCUGGCCCGUCUGCUCUCGCGAGAUCGAGCCACGGUGCAAUGGGUCCGCCGCCUCCUCCUCCACCACAUCCCCGACCAAGUCCCCGACCAAGCCCAUCGGGAGCGUCGACGCCGUAUCCUUCCUCCGGACCGGGCCGAGGCCGGGGUGGAUUCGACGAGAGCCUGCGUCUUCCCCCCCUGCAGACGCAGAUCCCCCCGCCCCCGUCCACCCCGACCCCGACCACCGCCGUCGAAUCGGACCGCGACGCCAUCUCCGGGAUCCACCCGCCGGCACCGGCCUCGCUGGGGUUGGGAUCGCUGCCACCGCACCUGCAGCCGCGCAACGGCGGCGGCGGCCAGGCGGCGCGCAGCCUCGAGGCGAUGGUCAUGACGAUCCCGUUCAUCAACAAGCUCAAGGUGCUGAGCAAAAUCAGCCCGCCGCUGGCGCCUCCCGCUCCUCCCGGCCCGACGAGCCCGGGGGUCGAGACGCGGGGCGCGGUGGUCGCCGUCGAGGGCUCGGAUCCCUCGGAUAGUAGGGGCGUCGAGCAGGUCGGGGCCGCUAUCCACCGGGCGCUGUUGGCUACGAACGAGGUGGAACUGAAGACGUGGGGUGACGAUAUGGCGACUGUGCCCGGAGGUCUGGGCGUGGGCGUGGGCGUGGGCGUGGGCAUCGGGGUGGAAGAGGAUCGGAGGAUGAGUAGUGGUGGUAGCCACUCGGCCAGCACCAGCAGGAGGAGUAGCGUGCAGGCGACCGCCACAGGCGCCGGGACCGGGUUGUCCGAUUCGGAUUUGUAUGUGGAAUACAUGCAAAAGGUGAUGCGGUGGCAUGAAAAGUCGCAGGAGAUCACCAGACACGUCACAACGCGGGCCGGGUUGGGGUCCCGAUUCCCGGGCGACAGUCAGAAUCAGAAUCAGAGUCAGCUGGUUCGGCGGGCUUCAGAGGGCGAGGCGAUGUUGGCAGCGCGGAUGGGGACUGGGUCUACAGCUGGGCCGGUUUCGUUUGGCCCCCCCGGACCGUCGUCGUCAUCGUCUGCUUCCUCUUCACUUCCGUCUCCAAAGACGCCGGUGGCGCUUCUGACGGGAGGGUUCAGCUUGAGCCUGUCAGACAGGUACGCGUGCCGGAUCCCCAUCUCGGACUCUUACGCCCCCGUGGACCACUGGCAGUGGAUGGCGACGCUGUGGAGGGGUAUUGUGGGACCGGACCUGGUCAUUUACGUGAAGACCUGCUCGGAGGAAGAAGUUCAUGGUGGGCCGACGGUGGAGUUCAAGGAUGCCCGGAUCGUGGUGGUGAAAGUGGCAGAAGGGAAGGGCCUGGAUGAGAAGACAGAGCGGCGGGCUUGUUUCGAGGUUGUUGAGUGGUUGCGCGGAGGGAGCUUUAGGGAAGGGUUUCGACGAGAGUAGGAUGGGGGAAGAGGAGACUAAGAAAGUUGGUAAAAGGAACGUAGUAUAGCGAGAUUUGUCCAUCCAAGGUGUUAUCUGUGGAUCUAUACUGCCAGAGGUUUGUCUGUUCUAAUAAGUUUUGUCUGGGGGGGUACCGAGAU
Sodiomyces alkalinus F11 is the source of this 3205-nucleotide messenger RNA. RefSeq lists its product as hypothetical. Bases 123 to 3065 code for a protein of 980 amino acids. Lineage: Eukaryota; Fungi; Ascomycota; Sordariomycetes; Glomerellales; Plectosphaerellaceae. The transcript is spliced from 2 exons. The record is from RefSeq and is a predicted model, not a curated record. Gene Ontology annotation, biological process: cell differentiation; anatomical structure morphogenesis; negative regulation of transcription by RNA polymerase II. Gene Ontology annotation, molecular function: RNA polymerase II cis-regulatory region sequence-specific DNA binding; DNA-binding transcription factor activity, RNA polymerase II-specific.